GCAGCCGCUUACGUGGCUGGCUGAGACGUUCAGGGUUCUUCCAGCGCUGUCGGAACUAUCAGAGUUCAGACUAAAGCUCAGUUUAAUUAUUAAACAAAUUGACAAAUGCUACUGGAAAUUGUCAUAAAAAAAAUUCUAAAACAGUUGUGUCAAUUGAGGUAAAAGAUAAAACAUACAUACAAGUGCUGUAUUUGUUCCCGUUUUUAACUAAGUAAUUCUGUUCAUCUUUGUACAAAACGAUCUUAAUAGGAGGACAUGAAGGCGGCAUCUGUUAGGGCUUGAUUAAUUCCUUCACAGUAAACGUUGCAAACGGUGUACUAGUUUGAUAAAAUGCCUACUGAGUUAAAACAGAGGAAGAAGUCACAAAAACAAAGCGAAGUUUCCGAAACGUCGGCUGCAAAUGCCAACGAUGAAACGCAAAAAGUGAAGACGGAAGAUGGAAACGACGCAGGAGCGAAGAAAACGUCUUCGAGUUUGGAUAUUAGAAGUUUAAUGUGCGUGUUGUCGCUUGCAGCAUGCGGGGCUUUAAGUUGGAUGGUGCUACAACAGAAUGAGAGAUUUUCCCAAAUUGAAGAAAAGUACAAAUCUUUACAAGGAAAGACUUCAAGUCUGUUCGACAUGGAGGAAGAAGUCCUAAAGGUUUCUAAAAAGCUCGCCGCCUCUGAGGACGACCUACAGGAGGCGCUCUCCACCGUCUCCUUGGCAACACGACUCCAGCAGGACAUCGACACCCUCCACGCUGCCGUCACAGUGAUGCAGACCGACGAGAACUCCGCCUCCCGUGACAUGCAGACGGUCAACGGCCACUUUCUCAAUGUGACUGAGACAUGGCAGGAGCGUCUGGCCGCCAUCUCCUCUGACCUGUCCGCUCUCAAGUCCGAGUCCCGGGAAGCUCACGCCGGAGCCACAGAGCGGGUUAACGAGGCAGAGCGGAGGGCCCGGUCGCUGGCGGAGAAGUUGGAGGAGCUCGAGGACAGUACCAGGAGGAACGCCCGAGCUAUGGAGCGCACAGAGGGCGAUGACACCAAGCGGUCGCAGGAUCAUCUGGACUGGAACACCAAGCAGAUCCACAACCUGGAGGAGCAGAUCAGCAGCCUGACCAAGAGGGAGGCUGAGCUCAGCUCCCAGCUCCAGGAGCACAUUCCCCGGGCGCAGGAGUGUGAAGAGCACCUGCCCCAGGUGGAGGAGGCGGUGCGCUCCAUCCUGAGGUUGGCGGGUGAUCUGAGCGGGGCGGAGGAACGUCUGGAAGAGGUGACGCUACAGGUGUUUGGGACUGAGGACAGCAUGCUGAAAGCACUCGGUGAGAUCCUUGAGAUCCGACAGGAGCUGGACACCCUGCAGGCUCAAAACGGCAUCCUGAAGAUGAAGAAUGAGUUGUCCGUGGUUAAAGAGGCAGUCCAUGAACUCACCAUGGUGCUGAGGGGAACUGCAGUCGAAAGCCAAAAGGACUUUAACACUCUUGAGGAAGAAGGGUGGAAAGAGGAGGAGGAGGAGGAGGAGGAGGAGUGGGAAAAAGAUGAGACGACUCCUCUUCUACAUGAUGAGCUCUCUGAAUGAUGUCAUUGUCUUGGGGGGAAAGGAUUGACCCACCCUGUAUUACUAUUUGCUGUAAAAGGCUAUAAAAGUUCAGUAUUCAUGUCUUUCUAAAUGUACACCUCAGCAUGAACUCUGGUAUACAUGCACUGUAUUACACAAGUACGAUCAAGAAUAUUUAUUUUAAUAUUUGUUCAAUGUGGAGUGACACAUUUAGGUUUCCUUAGUAACUGUAUAAAACACUCCCCAUUACUUUGCUACAGUCAUAUAACAAUAUCUGUGCCAGUCUUUGCAGAUAUAACUACAUUAGAGCUGAUUAGAUUUUCUUAUUCAAUAGUUAACUUAAUAAACGUUGAUGUUUUUGAUGACUUACAUUUCCAUCUUUUGGUUUCACCUGUUGAACGCGUCACUAAACUUAUUUAAUAAAUUCACCUUUCUUCAUUGAAAAGGUCUCCUUUGUACACAUUUGUUUUGUUCUUCUAUGUAAUCAUCUUGUGUACUAAGGCACUAGUUUCUCUCAUGUUUUUCAUAAAGGGAAAUAACCUGAAAUAAUGGCGACUAACUAAAACCUCCUUAACAUACACACAUACAGCUGUUG
Molecule: messenger RNA, 2131 nt
Organism: Cottoperca gobio
Lineage: Eukaryota; Metazoa; Chordata; Actinopteri; Perciformes; Bovichtidae
Gene: ikbip
Product: IKBKB interacting protein
Exons: 3
Coding region: 331-1557 (408 amino acids)
Source: RefSeq, a predicted model, not a curated record